Uncinocarpus reesii 1704 is the source of this 1281-nucleotide messenger RNA. RefSeq lists its product as uncharacterized. Bases 1 to 1281 code for a protein of 426 amino acids. The record is from RefSeq and is a predicted model, not a curated record. Gene Ontology annotation, molecular function: oxidoreductase activity. The transcript has 4 exons. NCBI's taxonomy places the organism in Eukaryota, Fungi, Ascomycota, Eurotiomycetes, Onygenales, Onygenaceae.
AUGUCCCAAACUACCGCCCCCUUACCUAGCCGUUCUCUGAGCGAGCCUCUGUAUAUAUCGCCAUUGGCUCAAUAUCUGGACCGCUUCAAUCCCAAGUCGCCUCGAACGGCCGUGAUAGAAUCCGUGCCGGACCCGGAAUCCUCAGUAUCAGAUGACCCCAAGGAGAAUAGCAUGAAGACAGAGGCUCUCUCGAAACGGAUCGCAAUCAUCGGCGGCGGCAUAUCUGGGAUUGCGGCAUACUGGGCUUUGCGGAACACCGUCCAUAAUGUUGAUCUUUUUGAGCAGACUAAUGACCUUGGUGGUCUUACGCAACCGAUUCGCGCUGGCACUGGUCUGAACACUGUACAUGUUAAUAAAGGUUUCAUCAAUUUCUUUUCUGGGGCCUCACCCAAUUUGAUAAACUUCAUUCGAUGUUUGAAAAUAUCUUGCAUCAAAACAUUGUGCAACUUUUCCGUCAAAAAGGUGAAUAGCAACGUUUACUUUGAUAUGAGCUUCAAUUCAGUCAGAGCGGUAGCUUCGCACCUGCAUGAUUGGUUGAGAUUGGACGCUUGGAGAUUGUAUGUCGAUAUCUGGAGGUUUCACUACUUCUGCCGAGAUCUUUUGAGGCGCAGAGCCGAAGGCGAAAACCAUUUUCAACCACUAGUUGGAAGCAGACUUGCGAUACGGGAUACUGUUGGCAAUUACUUAAACGAACAUCGCUACUCAAGGAUUUUCUUGGAGAACUAUCUCCUGCCUAUGGCCCAGGUUGUCUGGAACGUCCAAUCCGAACAAGAUCUUCGUGAUCUCCCGGUCCAGCACUUUGUCAACUUUUUCUGGAGCUCUGGGUUCCUGACUUGGCCUCAAACUGCGUGGAUUAUCAAGCCAGACGAUAAAGCUGAAAGAAAGAUUAAGAAGCGCAUUCGAACUUCGUUUAAGAAUAGGAAAACUAUUCACCUCAGGUCCAAAAUAACGUCAGUGGAGGUGAUCCGUGACAAAGACUCCUCAAAAUUAUCUGUCACGGCCCUUGGAGCUGGACAUCUGUUAUACGACUACGUUAUCUUUGCAGUUCCUCCUGAAGAAGCUCUUCGUCUCCUGUCCACUGGAGCUUCACAGGAAGAACGGCAGAUUUUAGGUGCUUUUGAAACCACUAAAACAGAUACAUGGCUGCAUUCGGAUUCGAGCUUUGUAUCAACUGGAAAGACUUCGGCAACACGGAGGGUCGACAUCUAUUAUUCUGCGGUUCUUGGGCUGGCUAUGGAUUGCACGAGGAUGGCGUUCGAAGCGCCUUUCGGCUCACAAUGA